Messenger RNA from Ceraceosorus bombacis, 287 nucleotides. The record is from the annotation of a GenBank genome assembly. NCBI's taxonomy places the organism in Eukaryota, Fungi, Basidiomycota, Exobasidiomycetes, Ceraceosorales, Ceraceosoraceae.
AUGCAGUCAAACACGUUGGUAAUACUUCUAGGCAAGGCAGAAAUUUCGGAGAACAAAAUGGUGACGAGGAGCUUGAAGCUGAACUGCUCUUUUCGUACCGCGAGCGAUCUUGCUCAAGUGAGUGCACAAUUCCCCACCAACGCUUGUGAAGACAACAGACAAUCACAAAUAUGAUCGUAUGACGAUCCAGCACCGUUUGGCGCCUCAGGCAGCCCAUCAUCACCACCACAGAGGGGCUUUGCAAGAGGCGUGGUGGCAACGAUGGCUCCGAGCGCCCCAAAUGGUAA